UUCAAUUUAACUAGAGUAUUUAGAAGGUAUAUCAGCCAGGUAUCCUCGCAUGCGCGAUUUGACUAGCUAUCAUAAGUAACUCUUAUGAACUCAAGGGAAAACUCUUUUUAGGCAUGAUCAACGAAAGUUGUUACGCAGGGUAAAAAGAAAACGAACCUGGCAGGCCAGAAAGCUUGAAAAAUAUUGUAACAUAAGUGCCGGCAAACUAGAAUUUAAUACAUUAAACAAUGAAACCAUUUCUCGCGAGGCCAAUGGGACGUGCAAAUAGCAUUUAAAUUCUUUAUGAUGCUAGAAAAUACAUAUGCAAUUCUAUACUUAAUACAACCUUUGGCAAAUAAACGAUUCAGGUGAGAGGUAAUGAUUACAUUUUAAAAUUUUAAUUUUUUAACCAAUGACAGUCUUAAUCUAAAAACAAGCUUUUAAAAUUAACGUUAAAUUAACUACAAAGUGUAGGUUUGCCUAUCACAUUCACCAAACGAAUGUUAUGAGUAGAGCAGCGUAUGGAAAUAGGAGAAAUCUUUGUUUCUUAAACAUUGAUUAUUCUUCGUUGACAAAAAAAUGCAGGAAUAAAAAAAUACUUAUUGAUUUCUAAGACAUUCCAGUGCGAGCAAUAGAUAAAUAACAAUAGUUUGUCUCAGGCAGGUUACUGUUUUUUUUCGAAAAUUUGUUUACUGGAAUAGGAAACUCCCAUAGACCGAUCGAUUAGUGCCAUUCAGUAUAUCCCAGGAAAUGAAAGGAACAACCGGAAUCGACACACACGAUGGCGAACAAGUAUCCCGUGGAAAGAUACGGCAGCAAAUGUCUGGAAUUCUAGAAAGUGGACACAUAGCUACUCCGGAUCGUAGCAGAGGAAGCGGUACGCACCAAGUAAGCGGGCGAAACGCAGCAAGAAACCGGAAGGAUAUUGAUUACCAAAUGCGUCAGUAUUCGGCACAUCAGAGAGGUCAUCAAACAAUGGCUUCACCAAUACCUCAACCAACUAAACCGGUUGAACAUACCACACCGAGGAAAUUCGUCUACGAUUUUUGGAAAAAACGAUUGGACGAUUUUGUCGAUCUUGAUGUCUUUAUGCCGAAUGGUGUGGUAAUAACGAUGAACCAGUCAGUAUACUUAACACUCAGGGAAUUAAAAGGGUAUGUGUGGGAGUUAGCGGAGAGUAAACCUUUGUACAGCCUGCUGGGUGACAAAAACAUGUACUGUUUCAGUACACUGGCUUCCGGGACCACCAACAAUGGCACCUACGAGGUGGAUGAUGAGUCGCGGCGACUGGUGGACGUGCAGCCUGUGUUCGGCUUAUUUCGCUUCGUGGAGAAAAAGAAUAUGUCUGUCAAUAGCACCUUGAUAAACAACAUCAAUGCACUGCUUGGUAGUGGACUAUCGGAGAAAACACUCAAGAAUCCAGAAGUGAACGAUUUCCGCACUAAGAUGAGUCAGCUCGGAGAGGAGAUCGGCAGUGAACGGGCGGCCAUGAGCCGCAUGGAGCGCAUCGCGUACCAAUACCCGGUGAAGUUGGCUAGCAGUACCAAUAUCCCGGAGCAAAUAAAAAAAAGACUGGUCAACGGCGGAAGUGGUGGUGGCAGCAGCAACGACGGAGGUUACUUCUGCGUAGUUGCGAUCAGCACUGACAUGCAGGUAACGGUAAAGGUGCCGUGCCGCGCGACGCCAGAGGAGGUGCUGAAGCGCAUCCUCGAGAAAAAGCAAAUCUCGGCGAAGGCACGCAACGAUAACAGUGCCGACUUCAUCCUGAAGGUGUGUGGUCGCGAGGAGUACAUCUACGGUUCACAUCCGAUCAUCGUCUUUCAAUACGUGCAGGAUUGUCUGUCGCGUGACGAAACUCCCACGUUUGUGCCCCGACUGGUGCGCACGGUUGAGGUUUUCAAGAACGACAUAUACGAUGCACGAGAGGACUUCUCUCAGUGGACGGCGGUCGGCAGCAAUGCCGUCGCGAUCGCCGGUGGUGGCACGAAGACCAAGCUCCAAUCACAACAACAGCAACAAUCGCAGCAGCAACAGCAUCCAUCAACCCUGCGUAAGCCGAAACACCUGACAAGUUGGGAGGUAAAUACUAAACUGUCGUGCACGGUGCACGAAAUUCGCGAACUUAACUGCGACGCAAAUCGAAGCGUCGAGGUUGGCAUACAGCUCGGCUUGUUUCACGGCGGCAAAUCGCUGUGCAAGACCGAGCGCACCAGGAUGGUGUUGAUGAACAAUAGUUCGGCUAGCUGGAACCAGCGUAUCGAGUUUGACAUCAACGUAAGCAACGUGCCUCGCAUGGCACGUCUGUGCUUGGUGGUGUACGAGAACAUUCGAACCGCGAAAGGCAUCGGCAUUCGUGCUCGCCGCACCAAGGACGGUCUGAUCAAUCCAAUCGCCUGGGUCAACACAAUGGUGUUCGAUUAUAAGAGCCAGCUGAAGACUGAUUUGGCCACACUGUACACCUGGACGUACGCAGAAGACGCACAGUCGGAUGACAUUUUGCACCCGCUCGGCACCGUCGAGCCGAAUCCUAAGCGGGAUGAGGCGGCAUCGGUAUUACUAAGCUUCGGCAGUUACGACUCCGAUGGCCAGAUCAUUGUGUACCCGAGCGAAGAGGACCUGUUAGCUCACGCGGCACGGAUGAGCCACCGGAACGAGCACCUCAACCGCGAGAGUGCCGAAGAUACGCGCUCAAUCAAGGAAAUCCUCUCCGUGUACAUGUACAACGAUCGACUGAACGACAUCCACGAGCAAGACCGUAACGCGAUAUGGGCGAAGCGACGCGACUGCCUUCAGCAGAUGCCGCAGGGUCUGCCGUGUCUCCUCUUCUGUGUCGAAUGGAACAACCGGGACGAGGUGGCCGAGAUUGUAUCGUUGCUGCAGGAAUGGCCAAAACUUCUCGUCGAACGUGCACUUGAGCUUCUGGACUACGCUUAUGCGGAUAAGUACGUGCGUCGCUAUGCAGUCGCCUGUCUGAGUACGAUUGAAGAUGAUGAACUGCUGCUCUAUUUGCUGCAGCUCGUGCAGGCACUCAAGCACGAAUCGUACCUGAACUGCGAUCUCGUGGGCUUUCUACUCAAGCGGGCCUUGCAUAACCAGCACAUCGGUCAUUUCAUUUUCUGGCACCUGCGCUCGGAGCUCGGUGUGCCGUCGGUGCAGGUGCGUUUCGGGCUGAUCCUCGAAGCAUACCUCAAAGGCAGUCCCGAGCACGUCAUUGUACUGCUUCGACAGACGCUGUGCCUGAACCAGCUUAAGAUUUGCUCCGAUACGGUGAAGAAGGGCAGCAAGGAAAAGGGUAGGGCGUUGCUGAUGGAAAAGUUGGCCGAGCGUACCACCACGGAAGCGAUGAACGACGUGAUCAGUCCACUCAAUCCAAGUUUCCGGUGCCGCACGGUCAAGGUUGAACGGUGCAAGGUGAUGGAUUCGAAAAUGCGCCCACUCUGGAUCGUGUACGAAAACAGUGACACGCGUGGCGAUGACAUCAAUAUGAUCUUUAAGAACGGCGACGAUCUGCGGCAGGACAUGCUGACGCUGCAAAUGCUGCGCAUUAUGGACCGGAUAUGGAAGGGCCACGGGUACGAUUUCCGCAUGAACCCGUACAGCUGUAUCAGCACCGACCGCAAGCUUGGCCUGAUCGAAGUGGUGCUGAAUGCGGAAACGAUAGCCAACAUCCAGAAGGAGCGCGGUAUGUUUUCUGCCACUUCGCCGUUCAAGAAAGGUUCGCUAUUGGCCUGGCUCAAGGAUCACAAUGGCACGGACGAGCUGCUAGCCAAAGCCAUUCAAGAGUUUACACUCAGCUGUGCCGGCUACUGUGUCGCGACGUACGUGCUAGGAGUUGCCGAUCGCCACUCGGACAACAUUAUGGUGAAAAAGACGGGUCAACUGUUCCACAUUGACUUCGGCCACAUCCUGGGUCACUUCAAGGAGAAGUUCGGCUUCCGCCGUGAGCGCGUCCCGUUUGUGUUAACGCACGAUUUCGUAUAUGUGAUAAACAAUGGACGAACGGAUCGAGAGGCCCAGGAAUUUUGCCACUUCCAAACGCUUUGCGAGGAGGCAUUUCUUAUCCUUCGUCAACAUGGAUGUCUCAUAUUAUCACUAUUUUCGAUGAUGAUCUCCACCGGGCUCCCCGAGUUAUCAUCAGAGAAGGAUCUCAACUAUCUCCGAGAAACACUGGUGUUGGACAAAACGGAAGAAGAGGCACGCAGUCACUUUAAAGCGAAAUUCAGCGAAGCUCUUGCCAACUCGUGGAAAACCUCGCUCAACUGGGCAUCGCACAAUUUCUCCAAAAACAACCGCCAGUGACACCAGCCUCCUACCGGACGCAAUCACCAAACAAUGUAGAUUUGCAAUUGGUUGCAGCGAGUUGACAUGCUCAUGUUUGCGUGAAGAUCUACGGCUGAGGGUUGGAAGGAGCAAACAUCGAUUGACAUGGAUGGAUCGAUAUUUCCCGUGCGAUUGUGUGCACGUAUGUACUGGAGAUGUGUUAUUGUAAAUGCUUGUAGCAUAUAGAAUAGUUUAGGCUUGAUAAUCUACGAUGCACAUCGUAGCACGUAUUUUUGUCAUUUAAGGAAGAGAUUAUUUUAAAAUUAACCUUUAAAAUGAGAUUGUACAUGUUUUACGCCACGAUAUUGUAAAAGAACGAGCUUGACUGGAUGAGAAACCAAUCGUUUAAUAGGGCAGGUGCAAAUAAGAUUAAGUAAUCUGCAGAAGGAUCAGGACGAUGGAAAUUGUACAAUAACUUAUUUAUUCAUUUUAAAUUCUCAGUUUUAAACUAGGUUAUAAGUUGUCUUACUCUAUUCCGUCUGACUUAGUUUGUUUAGUUUAAUGGUUUAAGAUCUUUUUCAAACAUGGAAGAAUUAAAAACGAUAAAUACGAGCCUAUGCAAAACACCAUUAGCUGAAACAAUCCUCCCUAUGUAACGGAAUGUACUCCAAUGUUUUACUCUAUUUGGCUGUACACUUUUUUUAAUCACCAAGCUCAAAACAACUUUGCCCAUCGUGGUCUUCUUCAUUGUUGGCGUAACGACCAUCUGUGGUCAUGCCUGCUCCAUCAGCGAUUUUCUAGCCUUUCUGUACGUGGGUU
Molecule: messenger RNA, 5058 nt
Organism: Anopheles coustani
Lineage: Eukaryota; Metazoa; Arthropoda; Insecta; Diptera; Culicidae
Gene: Pi3K92E
Product: phosphatidylinositol 4,5-bisphosphate 3-kinase catalytic subunit delta isoform
Exons: 4
Coding region: 730-4278 (1182 amino acids)
Biological process (GO): phosphatidylinositol 3-kinase/protein kinase B signal transduction; phosphatidylinositol-3-phosphate biosynthetic process; phosphatidylinositol-mediated signaling
Cellular component (GO): phosphatidylinositol 3-kinase complex; cytoplasm; plasma membrane
Molecular function (GO): 1-phosphatidylinositol-3-kinase activity; 1-phosphatidylinositol-4-phosphate 3-kinase activity
Source: RefSeq, a predicted model, not a curated record